CUUUAAAUGAACACACGUGCAUCUGAAUAUUAGUAGUGUCAAGCAAUGUACAGUAAAUUACAAUUUGUAUUUCAGAAUUAUGUUUAUAUAGUGACCGUGUGUGCUUACCACUAGGAUAUUUAUAGUACAUUGAUUUGUAACACCCUUUUUCUACUAAUAAUAAAUUUAAGUAUAUCAGGUUAUCUUGGUGUAAAUAAAACUUAGAAAAAUAUUCAUAUACAUAAAAUAUGGCCGGAACGGAACAAUUUGAUGGAUUCUUAGGUGGAUCGCAACAUUUACCACAUGAAGUCCACAUUAUGAAACUUAUUUCAGCAAGAGCUAGUGAAAUUGCUGCAAUGACGUAUUCUAUAGAAAAUCCUCAACAAACAAAGCUUGUAUUUCAAAAAUUGCCGGUAUAUAUGCGCAGGCGCGUUAUGUCCCAUAAUGUCAAGCGUUUACCGCGCAGACUACAAGAAGCACAUUUAAAUCAAAUGACCAAAUCUGGAUUGCCGCCAAAAAUUAAAAGAUCAUCGCGUAGAUAUCGCAGACGCCCUCAUAAUUUACUUGCUGAAUAUAUACGAAGGCAACGAAAUAAAAUUUGGCUAGAAACUCAUAUCUGGCAUGCAAAACGUUUCCAUAUGAUAGAGAAAUGGGGUUACAGAAUCGCAAAUUACGCGAAUGAUAAAUGUUUCAAAGCGAAUUAUCGUGCAAUGGCUAAACACUGCUUGAUGCAAGAUAUUUCAUAUUAUACAUGUGUCGAAAUUAAUGGUUAUCAGGAAAUUUUGAAAGAAACUUUGAAGAGCCAUUGCAAUCCAUUUGAAUUAACGUUUGCUGCGAAAAUUUUUAUGGAAGGCACACGAGAAGGAACUGUUAUGUUUUUUAAAAAGAAUGGUUAUCCUCAAUUUCCAAUUGGUCAUGUACAUUUUUUAUGGAGACCGAAUCAAUCUGAUCUAAGAACUAUAUGGAUAUGGGUACAUCCAUCUUUUUUCGACGAUUUCAUCGUGGAAAUUAAAUCUAGUUUUGAAUUUAAACGCAACGAACAUUGUGCUACUACGAGUAAUCAAACUCUAGAAUCUUGCCUAUAUAUUAAUGGAAAAGAUUGUAAAAUGACUGUUCAUAAAAAUACUUUUAAUCGAUUUCGUUUUUAUGGACCGUUGACAAUUAAUGUUUUAACAAACGCUCUUCAAUUGCCGAAAUUCAAUAAAACAACUAAUUUGGAUUUGAAUACAACACAAUUUGAUAAUAAUCAAAUAGAUUGCAAGAAGGAUCAUAAUUCUGAUAAAUCGUGGCAUACUGAAUAUUAUGAUAAUCAGGAAAAUAUUGAGUCUUUGAAAAUUCAGAAACAAUUAUGGCAAGCGUUAAAAACGUUACAAUCACCUAGUCAGUUACCACCAAAUAUUAUUCUUGGCUUUACAGUUUUGGAUCCAAGAUUCUAUUUACCAGAUAAAAGAACUAAACCUCAGAAAGAGACACAAAUGACUGAGAUAAUAUCAAUACCUCCUACAAAUGCGAAUUCUAGUCCACUUUGGGAACAAAAAAUAAGAGAAAAAGUUAGUAAAACAUGUGUAACGACAACUGCAAUUAAUAAAAUAAGAAGUCAAUGUUUAGUACCUGGUUUAAAUAAUGACAAAUAUUUUAAUGAAGAAAUCAUGGCAAAGAUACCGAUAUUGCUGAUUCAGAGACCUGGAAUUGGAAAUACAGGUUUAGGUUCUGGAAUAGAUAUUAUACUUCCAUCGAAUUGGGCAAUGUCAUUCUGGCUUGCAUUUAUAUUUCAUUCUGUAAGAGUUGGUGCACUCAGAGAAUCAAAAUCUAUAGCAUUUGAAUGUGAGAAUAUGCAGUCCCCAGAUAUCAAUGAUCCAGAUACUCCUGCAUACGCAAGAGAAGCAUUAAAUACCAAAUUGGAGUUAAGAGAAAAAUAUUUUCAUUACCCACCAAACAGACGCGUGAAUUUCAUUAAAUUUGGAAUUACUAGUCCUUUCUCUUGCGAAUGGAAUAUUUUAAUGAAAGAAUGGACAAAUACAGAAUAUUUUUCUGUAUUAAGAAAUCGUAAAUUAAUAAAUUUAUUACAAAAAAACUUAGUUCAAGAAAAUAACUCAAAAAGGUGUAAUAAGUCAAAUAAUCAUAUAUCAAGUCUUUCUGUGCAUAAUGCAUUUGAAGAUAAAAAUUAUUUAAUUCAUGUUAAAGUAGAUAUCAUAAGAAAAGGAUAUCCUAAAAGAUUUGCAAUAAUAUGUAUGCCAAUUAAUGAGGACAUAGAAAACUUCAGAAUCAAUAAAAGCUGGUCAGGUCCUGUGGAAAAACUGAAUAUUGAUCCAAAUGAAAAUAUUCGUAAAAUAUCGCGAAAAAAUCAUUUAGCUCUUUUAAAACGGCUGAAAAGACAAAGAAUACAUCAUAGAAAGACAUUAAUUAAUAAAUUAAGUAAAAUGUUAUCUAAGGAUUUUCAAAAUUUUAACUAUGAAAAUAAAUUAAAGAAUUUAUUAGAAAUAAGUCGUGAGGCCAUUAGUAAACAAUCUCAAAAAAUGUCACAGUUAUAUCUUCCAGAGUGUGUGAAAGUACGAAAUUCUUGUAAUAGAGAAAUCAUGGGUUAUAUUACAAUGGGUGAUUUUUGUUUUACAAAAGCAAAAGGCAUAGGUUUUGGAUAUGUGACAUUAAAUUCAUUAAUUGAACUGAUUGAUAAAAAAUGUCCCUUUGUUCUUAUUAGAAAUAUCCAGACAAGACAAUAUAGAAUUGCUAGAUUAGAAGUAGUGACUUAAUGUAACUAAUGUAAUUUUUAUAAUAAAUUAUUAUUUAAUAUUUCAA
Frieseomelitta varia is the source of this 2775-nucleotide messenger RNA. It is a transcript of the gene Pop1, whose product is annotated as ribonucleases P/MRP protein subunit POP1. Gene Ontology annotation, cellular component: ribonuclease MRP complex; nucleolar ribonuclease P complex. Lineage: Eukaryota; Metazoa; Arthropoda; Insecta; Hymenoptera; Apidae. The transcript has 3 exons. The record is from RefSeq and is a predicted model, not a curated record. Gene Ontology annotation, biological process: tRNA 5'-leader removal. Bases 228 to 2729 code for a protein of 833 amino acids.